Molecule: messenger RNA, 357 nt
Organism: Rotaria sp. Silwood1
Lineage: Eukaryota; Metazoa; Rotifera; Eurotatoria; Philodinida; Philodinidae
Source: the annotation of a GenBank genome assembly
AUGCAAUAUGAACAUACAUGUUAUAGUGAUUCAUCUGGUAAUAUAUUAUAUAAUAUUUUAUCACAAUUUAAUCGACCUUAUGCUUAUGCUAUUGCUGGUACACCACAUUUAAUGUUCUAUGAUCGUAAUCAUACGCGUUGUUUUACAUUAAAAUAUAUAAUUGACCUAACAAUAAACUGUCCAUUCGAAAUGUAUUUACCUGAAAUGAUUUAUCCUAGACCAAAUGGUUAUAAUAUUACUUUAACAUGUGGAUUAGAGUCAACCGUUAAUUUAGAUGAUUCGAAUUUAAUCGAUAUUUAUUCAACAAAUUUAACUUCCAAUGGAUGUAUGCGAAUCGUUAAUAUAUGUCGAUGUUAA